AUGCCUCUACAUCUUUUAGGCAAGAAAUCGUGGAAUGUCUACAACCCCAAGAAUAUCGAGCGCGUGAGGCGCGACGAAGCAGCUGCCAAAGCCCGCGACGAGGCCGAAGAGCAACGCCAGCAAGAAGUCGAUGCCGAACGUCGUCUAGCCAUCCUACGAGGCGAGAUCCUCCCACCUUUGCCCCCUCCCUCUCCCCCUCAGUCGAACGUUGAAGAUGAGUCUCGUAGCCAGAAACGAAGUCGCGAUGAGGAUCCGGCAGCACCAAGUCGGGGUAGGGAGCGGAGGAAGCGAAAGCGCGUAGGAGAAGAUGAUACAGAUUUCGAAUUGCGCCUUGCGCGCGAGCAGGCGAGUGCUACGCAGACGACAAGCGAUGCGCUUGUAAAGAGCACCAGUAAUGCCCCACUCGUGGAUCACACCGGUCAUAUAGACUUGUUCCCCGAAGAGCGAUCGCGUGUGCCUAUACAGAAAAACGAAGAGGCCGAACGAGAAGCUGCCAAGAAGAAGCGGGAAUAUGAAGACCAGUACACUAUGCGCUUCUCUAACGCCGCUGGCAAGGAGGGAUUGGUUGGCCCUUGGUAUGCAAAAGGUGGCGAUAUUAAGGAAGUUGUAGAUGGUAACCUGGACGCACCGAGUAAAGACGUAUGGGGUAACGAGGACCCGCGGCGGAAGGAUCGGGAGGCUGCACGCGUUGUAGCUAAUGAUCCUCUUGCAAUGAUGAAGAGAGGUGCCGCGAAGAUUAGGGAGGUUGAGAAAGAAAGACGAAAGCUGAACGAGGAGAGAGAGCGGGAGCUGAAGCAGCUUCGAAAAGAAGAGAAGAGACGGGAGAGGAGAAGGCGACGAGAGGGGAGAAAGGAUUAUGAUGACCUUGAGGGGUUCACUCUAGAUGGUACAGCCUCCAGUAAACCCCCGGCCCGCUCUAAGGAUGACGACGAUCAUUAUCAACAUCGACGGUAUCGCCACUCCGAACAUAGAGAACACAAAGAGCACCGAUAUGAUAAUCAGAAACAAAGUUCCCGAUCAGACCACCAGGAGCGAGAUCAGGGAUUAUCGAAACAUGACAGACGGCGAGAAGGGAGGGCAGACAACUACUAG
This is a messenger RNA of Daldinia loculata, 1092 nucleotides long. RefSeq lists its product as uncharacterized. The record is from RefSeq and is a predicted model, not a curated record. The transcript has 2 exons. NCBI's taxonomy places the organism in Eukaryota, Fungi, Ascomycota, Sordariomycetes, Xylariales, Hypoxylaceae. The coding region runs from base 1 to 1092 and encodes 363 amino acids.